UCUAGGCACCUUGUUGAUGAUGAUGAUGAUGAUGAUUAUUGUUGUCGUCUGUCGAAGCUGUCUGUUUUGUUAUUAACUUUGUAAAUAAUAAAUAUUAGGUACAUUUGUUUGUAAAUAAAAAUGGACAAAAAUAUAUUAGAUCCAAAAGUUGUUUGGGUUGAGGGUAGAUGUUAUAGAUUUUUUGAAAGUAAUUGUUGGGGAUUAAAAAGUGAAGAGCCUUAUGUUGAAGAUGAUGAUGAUGGAUAUGAAAAAUUAAUGGAUCUCAUUGACAAACAUGAUGAUGAUUAUCUUGUAACAUCAUGUGGUGAAGGAAAAUUUAAACAUUCAUUUUCACUUCCAGAAGUAUUUUAUCGUUUUAUUGUUGGUAUAAAAGGUUCAACAAAAAGAAACAUUGAACAAGAAACACAAACAAAAGUUCAAGUACCAAAUGCUAAACAACAACAAUCUGGUAAUCCAGCAAAUAAAAAAAAUGAAUUAACAAUGGGUGAAGCAAUUAUUAUAACUGGAUCAUCUAGAGAAUGUAUAUUAUCAUGUCGUCGUAAAAUUGAUCUUUUGGUUGAAUCAAAUAGAUGUAAAAUACGACCAAAUUAUUUUAUAUCAAUUCCAUUGAAUACAAAUGUUAAAAUAUUUGAUAAAUUUAUUGAAUUUAAAAAAGCUAUUAUUGAUAAUCCUGAUUCUAAGCGAAUGGGUAUUGUUGAUGAUUUAUUUGUCAGUGAAAAUAAGUUACAUUUGACUAUUGGUGUUAUGUUACUUAUUGAUGACAAUGAACAACAAGAAGCAAUAAGUCAUUUGGAAAAAUGUGUCAAUGAAAUUAUCAAGCCACUUUUGAAUGCUAAAAAUGGACCACUUGUAUUCAAAAUCCAGGGUGUUGAUGUGUUUCGUGAUCGACGUUAUGAUUUAAAACAAACAAAUAUUUUAUUUGCUAAAGUAUCACCAAGUCAAUUGCUCCAAGAUAUUGCUAAUAAAAUAUAUUUAUAUUUCUUUGAAAAAGGUAUUAUGAAAGAAAAUAAAUCAAAAAGUGUACAACUUCAUAUGACUUUGAUGAAAAGUAGUAAAUUAAUCGACACCAAGCUUGGGAAUCAUGAUAAACCACCAAAUUUUGAUGCAACAAAGAUCAUGCAGGAUUAUAAAGAUUACGAAUUUGGUGAAGCUGUUUUCGAUACUCUUCAAAUAUGUGAUAUGGAAUCAGACAAUGAUGAUGGGUCUUAUAAAAAUAUCGUAGAAAUUGAUUUAUCGAAAUAAUUGUAAAUUACAUAAAAAAUUACAUUAAUAUAUUAUUUAUUUAUAAAAAACAAUUAUAAUUUUUUUUUUUUUUUUUAAAUAGUAACAAAGGUUUUUAUUUUGAUUUUAUUCAUUUUGAAUUAUUUAAUUUAUUGUGAUCUAAUUUUGUUAUUUUUUUAAGUCUUUGUUGCGUUUUUUUUUUUU
Molecule: messenger RNA, 1425 nt
Organism: Aphidius gifuensis
Lineage: Eukaryota; Metazoa; Arthropoda; Insecta; Hymenoptera; Braconidae
Product: activating signal cointegrator 1 complex subunit 1
Exons: 5
Coding region: 121-1242 (373 amino acids)
Biological process (GO): regulation of DNA-templated transcription; DNA alkylation repair
Cellular component (GO): nucleus
Molecular function (GO): RNA binding
Source: RefSeq, a predicted model, not a curated record